AUGCCGGUGCACGCCACCUCCGCCUACUACAUGCACCGCCGCGGCAUGCAGGUGCUCCUCGGCGCAACCGGCGGCGUGGCGAGCAUGCGGGCGCGCGGCGCGGCGUGGCGGGCGCGGCUGGAGCUGCUGCGGGGCGGGCGGGCGCGCGGCGCCGCGGCGGGCGCUGCUGCGGGCGCGGGCGGGCGUGGAGUGCACGCGGCCGGCGGCGAGCGCGGGCGGGUGCGCUGCUGCGGGGCGGGGCCGAGCUCGCGGCGGCCGGGCGAGCUGCGGCGCGAGCGCGCGGGCGACGGCGGGUGCGCACAGGCUGCGGCGAGGGCGAGGGACGGCCGGAGCGUGCGCCUCGGCAGCCCCGGCGAGCUCGCGCGGGGGUGGGCUGGCGAGCUGCGGCAGUGCUCGUGCAGUGUUUGA
Molecule: messenger RNA, 408 nt
Organism: Aegilops tauschii subsp. strangulata
Lineage: Eukaryota; Viridiplantae; Streptophyta; Magnoliopsida; Poales; Poaceae
Source: RefSeq, a predicted model, not a curated record